Messenger RNA from Sinocyclocheilus grahami, 1673 nucleotides. RefSeq names its product protein NLRC3-like. Lineage: Eukaryota; Metazoa; Chordata; Actinopteri; Cypriniformes; Cyprinidae. The record is from RefSeq and is a predicted model, not a curated record. The transcript is spliced from 4 exons. The annotation marks the transcript as partial.
AUGGACAUAGACAGGACCCUUGAAAAGUGUGGUAUUGUCUCUGUUCUGUCCAUUAUUAGUGAGCAGUCUGUGGACACUCCAGGAACAUUUACAGGAAAACACAUGCCAUCUAAUAUGAGUCGUGACUCUCAACUGGUCCAAAGCAGAUUCAAAUCAGAUCUGCUGAGUAAGUUUGAGUGUCUGUAUGAAGGAACAGCGACGCAGGGAAACCCAACUCUCCUGAAUGAGAUCUACACAGAGCUCUACAUCACAGAGAGUGAGAGUGGAGAGAUCAAUAAUGAGCAUGAGGUGAGACAGAUUGAGACACAAUCCAGGAGAGCAGCCACAGAGGACACAGCCAUCAAAUGCAAUGACAUCUUUAGACCUUUACCUGGACAAGAUAAAGUCAUCAGAACUGUGCUGACAAAGGGAGUCGCUGGCAUUGGAAAAACAGUCUCUGUGCAGAAGUUCAUUGUGGACUGGGCUGAAGGGAAAGAGAAUCAGGACAUCCAGCUCAUAUUUCCACUUCCUUUCAGAGAAAUCAACCUGAUGAAGGACAAAACACUCAGUCUUUCAGAUCUUCUUCAUCUCUUUUUCCCUGAAACCAAAGAGAUGAAAAUAUCCAUUGGUGAAUAUAAAGGGUUGUUCAUCUUUGAUGGUCUGGAUGAGUGUCUCCAUCGAGUGACAGAGGUACGAGGCUUCAGUGAUCCACAGAAAGAGGAAUAUUUCAGGAAGAGAAUCAGAGAUCAGAGUCUGGCCAAUACAAUCAUCUCACACCUGAAGUCAUCAAGGAGCCUCUACAUCAUGUGCCACAUCCCAGUGUUCUGCUGGAUCUCAGCCGCUGUUCUGGAGAAGAUGUUGAGUCCAGCAGAGAGUGGAGAGAUUCCCAAGACUCUCACUCAGAUGUACACACACUUCCUGAUCCUUCAGACCAACAUCAAACAUGAGAAGGAAUAUGAAAAGAAAGUCAAAGAUGAAGACAUGAUUGUCAAACUGGGGAAACUGGCUUUCGAGCAGCUUGUGAAAGGCAACCUGAUCUUCUAUGAGGAAGACCUGCGAGAGUGUGGCAUUGAUGAGACAGAAGCAGCAGUGUACUCAGGAUUGUGCACUCAGAUCUUCAGAGAGGAGUUUGGCUUGAAUCAGGGUAAACAAGUAUUCUGCUUUGUUCAUCUGAGCAUCCAGGAACAUCUAGCAGCUGUAUAUGCACAUCUCUCCUUUACAAAGAACUACAUGAAUGUGUUUGACCAAACUGAACAAAGUGUGUUUUUUAAAUUUGUAAACUGGCUUAAAUAUCAUUCAUUAUCUGUUCUGCAUAAGAGAGCUGUGGAUGAAGCUUUACGAAGUAAAAAUGGACAUUUGGACCUUUUCUUGCGUUUUCUUCUGGGUCUUUCAUUGGAGUUCAAUCAGACUCUCUUUCGAGAACUAAUGACACAGACAGGAAGCUGCUCCUACAACAAAGAGGAAACAGUUGAGUUCAUCAAACAGAAGAUCAGGGAGAAUCACUCUCCAGAGAGAUCCAUCAAUCUCUUCCACUGUCUGAAUGAACUGGGAGAUGAUUCACUGAUGCAGGAGAUCCAGGAUUAUCUGAGAUCUGGACAAAUAGGAGAAACCAAACUCUCCUCUUCACAGUGGUCAGCUCUGGUUUAUGUGCUGCUGACAUCAGAGAAGAAGAUGGAUGAGUUUAAUCUGAAACA